Messenger RNA from Alligator mississippiensis (American alligator), 930 nucleotides. RefSeq names its product olfactory receptor 52D1-like. Lineage: Eukaryota; Metazoa; Chordata; Crocodylia; Alligatoridae. The annotation marks the transcript as partial. Gene Ontology annotation, cellular component: membrane. The record is from RefSeq and is a predicted model, not a curated record. Gene Ontology annotation, molecular function: olfactory receptor activity; G protein-coupled receptor activity. Gene Ontology annotation, biological process: G protein-coupled receptor signaling pathway. The transcript has 2 exons.
AUGGCAGCUGCCAACAUCACAAGCUCAGAAGCAUUUUUCCUGAUGGGCAUCCCGGGGCUGGAGGAUGUCCAUGUCUGGAUCUCCAUCCCCUUCUGCUGCACAUAUGCCAUUGUGCUGUUGGGGAACUCUGCCAUGCUGUUCGUGAUCCUGUCAGAGAAAAGCCUGCAUGAGCCCAUGUACAUUUUCCUUUCCCUACUGGCCAUCUCAGACCUCAUCCUCAGCUCCACAACCGCCCCUAAGAUGUUGCUUAUACUAUGGUUCAAUGCUGGGAAGAUCACAUUCGAGGCCUGUCUCACCCAAAUGUUCUUUGUCCAUUCGGUGUUUUCUUUUGAGUCUGGGGUCCUGCUGGCCAUGGCAUUCGAUCGCUAUGUCGCUAUAUGCACCCCCCUGAGAUACACCACCAUCCUCACCAACCAAGUCAUCGGGAAAAUAGGGGCGGCGGAUCUCAUGAGAAGUGUGUGCAUUGUUCUCCCAUUCAUCUUCCUCCUGAAGAGGCUGCCAUACUGUGGCCACACCGUCCUCCCGCACACAUACUGCGAGCACAUGGGCAUUGCCCGGCUGGCUUGUGCCGACAUCACCGUCAAUGUUGUAUAUGGCCUCACUGUGGCUCUUCUUGCCAUGGGCUUAGAUAUUAUUCUUAUUGCUGCAUCCUACGCCCUGAUCCUCCAAGCCAUCUUCCGGCUCCCAUCCAAGGAUGCCCGUCUCAAGGCUCUCAGUACCUGUGGCUCCCACCUCUGUGUCAUUGUGAUAUUUUACCUCCCUGCUUUCUUCUCUUUCCUCACUCACCGGUUUGGGCACAACAUCCCCCGCCACAUUCACAUUAUCCUGGCAAACCUCUAUGUGCUGGUGCCUCCCAUGCUGAACCCCAUCAUUUAUGGGGUGAAAACCAAGCAGAUCUGGGAGAAGGUGCUGAAGAUCCUCCUUGUGAGA